AUGGCGGAGAGAGUAGUCAACGUCCUCGUUACUGGUAUCCCGGGCGAUGGCUUGCCAACUACAUAUUCUCUUCCAGUAGUUCGUUCGACUUCCUUCAGCGAACUAUGGAACAAUCUCGACGACCGCCUACCUCCUAUCCAGUCUCGCCUUAUUCUUACCACACUUGGAAACCGACAUCUUCUCCGGGAUGCUUCAAAAAAUGUUGGCGAACUCCUAUCGACAGCGGAAGCUGACUUCAUUUGCCUUCGCCUUUCCAUACCCGUCUUGGGUGGAAAGGGCGGCUUUGGCUCACAACUACGUGCUGCCGGCGGGCGUAUGUCGUCAAAACGCAAAAACAACCAAGCAGAUGACAAUGGUUCCAGCCGAAAUCUAGACGGCCGUCGGCUUCGAACCGUAACAGAAGCCAAGUCUCUCGCCGAGUACUUGGCCGUUAAACCCGAAAUGGACCGGAAAGAAAAGGAAAAGAGGCGCCAGCGAUGGGGAGACAUUAUCGAAAUGGCUGAAAAGAAGGAGAACGACAUAAGAAAUGGAGGGAAAGGGCGUCUUGAUGGCCAGUGGGUUGAGGACAAAGAAGAAGCCAGUGACCGGACCCGUGCGGCUGUUCUCUCGGCCAUGACUAGCCAUCAGUUUAUCGACAACCUGCAGCUCGGUACAUCUGCAGGAUCGAACACGUCUGUCACUUCUGGUGAUCCCAGUGUUAUCUUCAAGGAAGAAGGUGAGAGUGCAGAUGACAGCUCAAGCAGUAGUAGCCCUGAUUUGUCCGGUCGAAAGCCCAUUGUUGCCACGUCUGCGGCAACAAUACCCGCGGCAACCUCGAAAGGCAAGGAAAAGGCAAAAGUAUUUUUUGCCUUUGACGACGAAGAUGACGAGUUUUUGAGCUCUGACGAGGAUGAUUCUUUGAGCGACGGUCAACAAGGGCUAGCUAAUGCCUAA
This is a messenger RNA of Sporothrix schenckii 1099-18, 933 nucleotides long. RefSeq lists its product as uncharacterized. The transcript has a single exon. The record is from RefSeq and is a predicted model, not a curated record. Gene Ontology annotation, cellular component: nucleus. Bases 1 to 933 code for a protein of 310 amino acids. Lineage: Eukaryota; Fungi; Ascomycota; Sordariomycetes; Ophiostomatales; Ophiostomataceae.